Molecule: messenger RNA, 1023 nt
Organism: Uranotaenia lowii
Lineage: Eukaryota; Metazoa; Arthropoda; Insecta; Diptera; Culicidae
Product: cathepsin B-like
Exons: 1
Coding region: 1-1023 (340 amino acids)
Cellular component (GO): lysosome
Molecular function (GO): cysteine-type endopeptidase activity
Source: RefSeq, a predicted model, not a curated record
AUGAAUAACUCCCAACGUUUGCAGAGCGAUCAACAGUUAGGUUUGGAUCAUCUGUCCAAUAUGUUACGUUUCGUAGUACUUGCCGUGGCCCUGUGCCAUGUCUCUUUCGCUCAACAAACCAGCGAUCAGAAAACGCUGAUCGAGACCGUCAACAAGAACACCAACCAAUGGGUGGCUGGACCAUAUCCGGUGCCGGUGACUUUCUUCAAAACCGGAGUCAAGAAGCAGAACGGAACCAAGACGCUGCCGAUUAGCUCUUCACAUUUCUUGCGCCAGGCUAACCUAGACAUACCGGAGGAAUUCGACGCUCGCACUCAUUGGCCAAACUGUACCUCGAUCGGUGAUGUCCGCGAUCAGGGAUGCUGUGGCUCGGCUUCCGUUGUUGCUUCCGUUUCUGUCAUGAGCGAUCGCUGGUGUGUCAAUUCGCCAACCAAGGACAAUUUUAACUUCGGAGAGUUUGAGCUGCUGUGCCGCAAGAGAGGACGUGAGAAGGUUUGUAAUGGUGCUGACACGAACGAUGUCUGGCAUUAUUGGAUCGAGAAAGGUUUAGGAAGUGGAGCUCCUUAUGGGCAGAAGGGUGCCUGUCAUUCGUAUCCGUUCACGACCUGCAACGGCUUCGAGGAGCCUAAGGAACCGUAUUGCGUCAACCUUUGCAGGGAUCGCCGAUAUGGACGUUCCUUGUACGGCAUCUGGCAUAGUGAGGAAGCCAUCAAGGCUGAAAUCCUUCGGCACGGACCCGUACUUGCCUCUUUCAAUGUCUACGCCGACUUCUCUAGCUACAAAACUGGUGUCUACAAGCGUGUUACUGGAGCAAUCUCUGGAACUCAUUUGCUCCGGAUCAUUGGCUGGGGGGUUGAGGAUGGCGUCAAGUACUGGCUGGCUGCCAACAGCUGGGGUGCCAACUGGGGAAUCGGUGGCUUCGUGAAGUUUGCCCGUGGUUCCAACGAGUGUGGAAUCGAAUCGAACGUUAUUGCUGGUCUGCCAGACUACGAGAGGCACGAGCGCAGUAACUCGUCCUAUUGA